UUGUAAUUGAAAAGCGCCAGGUUUAACUGUGGACUUGCUCGUGCCCAACGCGGCGAAUAAGUAAGGCUAGGCAUUAUCGCGCACAUGUGGUUGCACUAUGGCUGAAAGUUUGAACAUUGAUUUCGUUCCACCGAAGUUAUAUGUACCAUGCACUGAACGAAUUUCCGCUUACUCCAAAAAUCAAGUUUCCUGUCUGGGGAAGUUGCGAAGAACUUGGAGUUAUCGGAAUAAAGAUAUACUUAUAUGCCAUAUGACAUACAUUCGAUUCAGAAAUCAAUUGCGCAAAUUCCUUUUUUUCAAGUCGUUCUCUUCUGUUCGACGCAGUCUAGCGCAACUUUGUGACGGUCCUAUCCUAAAUGGGAUUUCAAAUUUUUGUACUAUGUCCUUAAAAUGUAAAAAUGAACAUUGUGUGAGUGGACAUACUUUGGACCACACACUAGUUUGCUUGAUUCAAUUGUAUAAAAAAACAGAAAUAUUGCUAACCCGCUUAAAUUCCUGCUGGAGAUCAUGUGAAGCACAGUUUACCACCGGACACUUUACCAAAGUCCUCUUAUUAAUAAUGUCAGUUCUUGCAAGUUUAAGAGUCCAUUCCCUGAAUUCACUCGAUGAAGUUAACUGCUGUUAUGGUAACCUCUUUGCAGUUCGAAGCUCUCUAACAGACAUAAAGACUUGGCUACCUUCUGAUGUUACUUUACCGUCUUCAUUAAAUCAUCAAAAAGAAUCACCAGUAACAAAUAAAGAAAAUAGUGAAAUGUAUUGUUUUCAGAACUACUUUUUAUGUCAAUGCACUUUAGUUUAGAUUCUGAUGAAGUUCAAGCUAAAGAUAUUCUGAAGCUUUCAACUGCAAAAGAAGCUCCCAAUAAUUCUGACUUUCAUAAAGCCAGCAUAUUUAACAAACCUGCAGCCAAGAAUAACAAGAAAAUCAAAAGACUUAAUGCGGAUACUCAGCGUUCACUAGCUGCAAUACUUCCACGUGCUACUCCAAAUAAACAAGAUGAUCUUCUUUCCGUACUUCUUAGUCACAAAUAGUAUGCUGCUUGAGAUUAUUGUACAGUUCCAUAAUCGAAUAUUUACCUAUUUGUAUUAUUUUUAUUGUAAAUAUGUAAAUUUCGGGUGUAUCGAUAAUAAAUUUCUCUAAAUUUA
Messenger RNA from Schistosoma turkestanicum, 1143 nucleotides. Lineage: Eukaryota; Metazoa; Platyhelminthes; Trematoda; Strigeidida; Schistosomatidae. The record is from the annotation of a GenBank genome assembly.